Molecule: messenger RNA, 1197 nt
Organism: Dichomitus squalens LYAD-421 SS1
Lineage: Eukaryota; Fungi; Basidiomycota; Agaricomycetes; Polyporales; Polyporaceae
Exons: 3
Coding region: 1-1197 (398 amino acids)
Source: RefSeq, a predicted model, not a curated record
AUGUCGAAACCGGGCACGAUCUUCACCCUCAACCCUAACCCCAUCUUAUUCCCCUCAAGGCGACAGCGGAACGUGGGCGUACACGGCUGGAAGGGCAACUGCGAGAAGCUGCACGACUUGGUCGAUAUCGCCGAUUGUACGGACGCGGUAGAUGGCAACAGAGAGGAGUGUGCGUUCCUCGACAGCGAGCCCGACACCCCCACCCCGCGAACAGACGCCACCGCCUGCAACUGGCUUCCCGUUCACCUUCGCCCUCCAAAUCCACCCCCAAGUCCUCCUGCCAUUGUUGAACGCUCGCUCAGUCCUCCUCAGGAUGCUCCCCCGCAGGUCCCGCAUGUUGUGCACAGGACCAAACCCAACGCAUUUGGUCUCUAUCGUGAAUACACUUACCAACCGCAACACGAUCCGGAGGAUGACAAAACAUUCCGAGACCUCGUAGACUCGGUUGCCUUCCCUCUUGUUGCCCCCAGGACUACAAACAAGGCCCCGUCUGCCUUCAGACAGCUGAACAACAACUCUGCGACAACCUUGUCCGGCUCGGAAUCCCAAUCCUCAUCGACUGGUCCCUCUCGCUCAAACACACCCCUCCCAGACUCCACUUACGCCCCCCUCCGCAACGCAUCCGAAUAUCAUCUGCUUCGUUGGCAAUCAUCCACAUCCAGCGCGACAUCCAAUCAAGCCGUGAACUCACUCGUGCGCGACGUUAUUCAUGCCCCAGGCUUUUCGCCCUCCCAUUUCCCUCCCAACUUCACCAUCCAAGGGGCGCGCACACGAUUGGAGAAGGGUCAGGUCGGCGACUCGGAAGGAUCCCCUUUGCGGCGGGAAGACGGGUGGAUCAAGACUCGCGUCAAGAUCCAUGUCCCCAAAGAAGGUCGCAAAUUCAAGUCUGAGGAGGACGCACCAGUUUACGAGGUCGAAGGUGUCUACAUUCAUGACUUUAUGGCUGUACUCGAGUGCAUGUACGGCGGGCCCGCCGCCGCGGAUUACCACUGGGUGCCCCACAAGCUCUUCUGGCAGCCCCGCAUUGAGGCCCGCAUGCGCGAUCCCUCUACAGACAAACGUGCAUCAACCGAAGCAGCCCCAUCCCGGCGCACUGUGUACCAUACUGUCAUGGACGUUGGACAGACGCCCCUUUUUGCCGCCCAUUCCCCUCCCCUUGACGCCCACCUUCCAUUUUCGGACCAUUUCCUUUCUUAG